Molecule: messenger RNA, 1472 nt
Organism: Leucoraja erinaceus (little skate)
Lineage: Eukaryota; Metazoa; Chordata; Chondrichthyes; Rajiformes; Rajidae
Product: sorbitol dehydrogenase-like
Exons: 9
Coding region: 171-1331 (386 amino acids)
Biological process (GO): D-sorbitol catabolic process
Molecular function (GO): L-iditol 2-dehydrogenase (NAD+) activity
Source: RefSeq, a predicted model, not a curated record
CUGGUGCAGGAAGGGCGGGCGUCUCAUCAGCUGGAGGGAAAAGGGCAGAACACGUCCGAGAGAGGGGAAACUAGUGGUUAACUUAGAGCUAAUACAACUGCAACGGAGAUUGCAGCCCAAAAUCCGGAACAGAAGUCCAAAGUAACGAGGAAAAUAACUUCAAACCAACCAUGUCGCAGGAGAAUCUAGCCUUAGUCUUGAACUGUGGAGAGCUGAAACUGGAAAAGCGCCCAGUUCCAGAGUUAUGCCCUGGUGAUGUGCUGCUGAAGAUUAAUUCUUGCGGCAUCUGCGGAACCGACGUCCACUUCUGGCUGGAAGGGAAAGUUGGAGAUUUUGUUGUCAAGAAGCCCUUCGUACUUGGGCAUGAAGCCUCAGGGACUGUGGUGAAAGUGUCCUGUGGUGUGAGCCAUCUGAAAGCAGGCGACAAGGUUUCUAUUGAGCCUGGGGUCCCCAGGGAGAAUGACGAUUUUGUUAGAAUCGGACGUUACAACCUGUCCCCGACCAGCUUCACAAGCGGCAUUCCUCCCGAUGAUGGUGCCAUGUGUCGAUUCUAUGUCCACAAAGCCAACUACUGCUACAAACUCCCUGAAUGUGUAACGUUAGAAGAAGGUGCUUUAGUUGAGCCACUUUGCGUCGCAUUACAUGCCUGCCACAGAGGACGAGUAAAAGUGGGUCAGAAAGUUUUCAUCUGCGGAGCUGGACCAAUUGGCUUGAUGACCCUUCUUGCUUGCAAGGCCAUAGGAGUGACUCUGACUGUAGUAUGUGAUUUGUGUCAGGACCGUUUGGAAAAGGCAAAAUGCUUGGGAGCCACCGUUGUCUUGAAAGUGGAUAAGUGCACGUGCCCUAUGGAGUUGGCCCAGAAAGUAAAGUCCUCUCUCUGCGCCAUGCCUGACGUGUGCAUUGACUGCACUGGGGCCGAUACCUGCAUCCAGGCUGGUGUCUAUGCUGUGAAACCUGGAGGUAUUGUUGUGCUGGUUGGUCUGCAAUGUAACACAUCAAAUGUUCCCGUGUUACAUGCAACUGUCAGAGAGGUUGACAUCCGCGGGAGCUUUAAAUACACAAACACGUGGCCCACAGCCAUCGCCCUGAUCGCUUCGAGGAAGGUGGACGUGAAGCCUCUGAUCACUCACCGCUUCCCGUUGGAGCAAGCCCCAGAAGCAUUCGAGUGCGCUAAGAAAGGCGCCGGGAUCAAAAUCCUCAUCAACUGCGAAGCACAGCAGCAACAGCAGUGCCCAUCCCUCUGCCCAACGCUGUGCCCACCACAAAACCAAUGCCCACCACCACAGGUCCAAUGCCAAACAAAGCAGUGCCCUCAGCACAGCUUCUUCUGAUAGUGGCUCUUACCCUUUGACAUUCUUGACCACUGAAUAGGUUACCCUUCCCAUCGCGAUUUGAAACACCGUGCUGUAAUUUCCCAGACAACAGGCCUUCUGCAAUAAACAAUGAGUAUAACUGCACUGCAGGUCUCUGGU